Messenger RNA from Oryzias latipes (Japanese medaka), 419 nucleotides. Its product is annotated as serine protease inhibitor Kazal-type 1. Gene Ontology annotation, molecular function: protein binding; serine-type endopeptidase inhibitor activity. Lineage: Eukaryota; Metazoa; Chordata; Actinopteri; Beloniformes; Adrianichthyidae. The record is from RefSeq and is a predicted model, not a curated record.
UGCGAUGAUAAGAUAUAGUGUGAAACAAACAGCUGUUGUAAAUUGGAAUCAGGAACGAUGAAGUCGGUCGUGCUGCUCCUCUCUCUUCUGCUGCUUGCCUUCUCUGUCCUGUGUCAGGAGGAGCAUGCAGGUCUGCCUCAGGCUCCAAAGAUGACGGAUCCUCCAGCCACUCCUGCAGAUGGCCCAGCUGGACUCUCAGAGCCUCAAUGCGGUGAGACUGACAUCUGUACCAAAGAAUACAAGCCUGUCUGUGGAAGUGAUGGAAUCACAUACAGCACAGAGUGUGUCCUCUGCCAGCACAACAGGAAGGAGAGGGCUGAGGUGAAGGUGGUGAAGAAUGGACCCUGCUCCUCCUAACUCACCUGAGUUUAAGCAUGUUGCUGACACCUGUCUAACCAAUAAAGCAAUACAUUCUGCAA